Molecule: messenger RNA, 2183 nt
Organism: Cuscuta epithymum
Lineage: Eukaryota; Viridiplantae; Streptophyta; Magnoliopsida; Solanales; Convolvulaceae
Source: the annotation of a GenBank genome assembly
GUUUUGGGGUGGUUGGACAUUCAAAAGAGUAAAAUAGCCGUCCCCGUCCCAAAAACGUAGUUGAAAGCCUCGGUCAACUUAGACUGGAUUUUCUGUCAGUGUUUAGUUUUCUGUCUUAAUGCGGGCGGGUACUUAUUUUAGAUUAUAGUUAUUAUUAUACUCAUAAAAAUACCUUUUUCUAGUCAGUAAGUUGGAGGGUCAAGUUUUUCUUUCUUCUUCUUCUUGAGCAAGCAAAAAAAGCCAUCACUGCUCUGCUAUUCAAUACCAGAAACGAGAACUGAACAUUGACUUUUGAUCCACAUUGCAAAUUUCAGCUAACAGAUUGAGAGGAGUAGAUUCAGAGAUGAUGAUCCAUUCAAAUGGACCGGAGAAGACCAUCCGGAAGAUUUCAGCACGGUUAAGGAACUUUGAACCCACAAAAUUAAUGCUUGAGAGGACACUUUCUUUCACGGAUCUUGUUGAAGAUGUGGAAAGAUCAAUGUGGUCAAAUGCUGCAAAUGCAAAACCAAUACUUACUUCCCUUCCAGAACCUUCUGUCAUAUUUUCUCCCCGCCCCAGUAGUGAGCUUGAUGCAGCUGCUGUGAAGCUUCAGAAAGUAUACAAGAGUUAUCGGACUCGAAGAAACCUUGCAGACUGUGCUGUCGUGGCCGAAGAACUAUGGUGGAAGGCCUUAGACUCUGCAGCUUUGAACAAGAGCUCCGUUUCGUUCUUCAAUGAUGAGAAACCAGAAACUGCCAUUUCACGGUGGGCUAGAGCACGUACAAGAGCUGCAAAGGUUGGAAAGGGAUUGUCUAAGGAUGAUAAGGCUCAAAAGCUAGCCCUACGGCAUUGGUUGGAAGCGAUUGAUGCACGGCAUAGGUAUGGACACAAUUUGCACCUCUACUAUGAUGUGUGGUUUCACAGUGAAAGCUCUCAACCUUUCUUUUACUGGUUGGAUGUGGGAGACGGGAAAGAAAUAAAUCUUGCAAAGUGCCCAAGGAUUAUGCUGCAGCGCCAAUGCAUUCAAUAUCUUGGCCCAAAAGAGCGUGAAUGUUAUGAAGUUAUCAUUGAAAAUGGGAAGCUUGUAUACAAGCACAAAAGAAUCUUUGUGGAGACGACAGAAGCUUCAAAGUGGAUAUUCGUCCUUAGCACCUCAAGAACAUUGUAUGUGGGGCAAAAGAGGAAAGGCGUAUUUCAACACUCGAGUUUUUUAGCUGGUGCAGCCAUCAUAUCUGCUGGAAGGCUGGUUUCUCACUGUGGCAUUUUGGAGGCAAUUUGGCCAUACAGUGGUCACUAUCUUCCAACAGAAGAGAACUUCAGAGAAUUCAUUAGCUUCCUAGAGGAGCACUAUGUAGAUCUUUCGAAUGUUAAGAGAUCUGCUGUUGACGAAGACUCGUUUUCGUUUAAGAUGAUUGGUGAGGGUUCAGGUGGACGCUCAUCUAAACAUCUUUGUGCUGCUCAAUCCGAUGCUGAUAGAACCACAUCCGACGUAAAGGGUUCACUAUAUCAUUUUCCCUGCAAGUGGUCCACGGGAAAUGGACCACGUAUUGGGUGUGUAAGGGAUUACCCGACGGAGCUGCAAUGCAGGGCGCUCGAACAGGUUAACCUGUCGCCUAGAGUUGCUACAGGUUGCGGCUUCAUCGACUGCGGUCCGGUCCCAUCACCACGGCCUAGCCCUGAAGUCCGGCUUUCUCCUAGGAUUGCACACAUGGGGUUGCCCAGUCCUAGGACUCACAUCCCAGCUGGCUGCGUCUAAUAAUUGACGAAAGGUUACCCAUCUCUGCUGCUUCUCAACUAACACCCAAAUCUCUCCUUUUGGCAUUCAAUUCAAUCAGUUUCUCUAAUGUUUUCAAAGGUUUCAUGGCUAAGAUCAUUCAGACUUUAGGUUUGUUUGGCUGAUUAAUUAUUCUUUAUGGGUCUUUUAAGGAGAGUUUUGGAAAUGAUGUUAGAUUCAAGCAGUGCAUAUCAGCAUAUGUUCAGCAAUAAUAGGCUACUACUUUUUAGUGUAGGGUUGUAUAUAAGGAAUAGGCUCAUAUAUCAAUCAGAGAUAGAAACAUUUUCUUUUUACUCCUGCAUAUAUCACUGAAGUAAAUUUCUUGUCAUUGUAUCGGAGUGUAAACUUGGGUUGAGGACCCGAGGAGAACUGGAGAACUUUUGAAAUCUGCAUAUUUAAAAACUACCGCAACAGUUUCUGUUGAAGUACA